AUGAAGAUGCUUCCCUCAUUCGGCUUCAUUCUCCUUCCUCUGCUUUCCUUCCAUGCACUUCUUACGACUCUCGCAGAUACAACCGAGAUUCCCUCAUGCGAUUCCUCCUCGGCCUUUCACAGCCCAUCCAACCAAUGUCAGCAGCUGUUGGAGGGAGAUGUCUGCAAAGAAGGCGAAUGGCUCGUCUUGAACCGGAGCACCAAGGAAGCAGAAUGCCGAAACCGGACUUGUGGCAGGUCCGAGCUUCCACUUUAUUCCGAACCGGAUCUCUGCAUUCCUAUCAAUAGCCCCAGAGGACACUGCGGGAAAAAUCAGGUCCUGGUUGCUGAUCAAUUCGGUUUCGGGCAUUGCGAGUGCUCCAUGUACGAGCGACGUUACAUCUACUGGCCCCCAGACAAAAAUUGUUAUCGAGUGUUCAAUCGAGGCCCCUGUGACCCCGGAAACAUCUUCAUCGACAGCCGAAAUGGAACCGCAGUCUGCAAAUGGAAUCCCUGCCCCGAUAACAAGAUCUACUGGCUUUCUCUCGGCGAAUGCGUCUCAGAGGAAGACCCCGCCCUCUGUCCUUCAUCCAUGCCCUUGACCAUAGACCGCCUACCUGACCAGCAAAUCACCCUAGCCUGCAAGGAAGAAAUCGGACACGAAGCGAUCGGCUCCUACACUUUUCGGACGUGCACACCCGGCAGCAUAAGCGAGGCGGAGGGCAAGUGCGAAGGCACAAUCUCUUUGAAUCUGUGUCCACCAGGGAAGGAAGAAGAUUUGUUCGGCGGAUGCCGAAAAUCCUCGAGCUGA
This is a messenger RNA of Darwinula stevensoni, 789 nucleotides long. Lineage: Eukaryota; Metazoa; Arthropoda; Ostracoda; Podocopida; Darwinulidae. The record is from the annotation of a GenBank genome assembly.